Molecule: messenger RNA, 1146 nt
Organism: Scomber japonicus (chub mackerel)
Lineage: Eukaryota; Metazoa; Chordata; Actinopteri; Scombriformes; Scombridae
Gene: fosaa
Product: v-fos FBJ murine osteosarcoma viral oncogene homolog Aa
Exons: 4
Coding region: 1-1146 (381 amino acids)
Biological process (GO): regulation of transcription by RNA polymerase II
Cellular component (GO): nucleus
Molecular function (GO): DNA-binding transcription factor activity, RNA polymerase II-specific; RNA polymerase II cis-regulatory region sequence-specific DNA binding
Source: RefSeq, a predicted model, not a curated record
AUGUAUCAUAACAACCUGACGCUUGACAUGGAUUCAGUCUCUCCCACCUGCCGGACAGAGUCUCCUGUCGGGACACUCUGCCAAAAGACGCCAGAAGAGGCGAGCUCUCCAGCUUCCUCCUCAGAGAGCAACAAUGCAAAGGAGACCUGCGAAGACAUGAGCGUUGAAGCAACUCCAUUUGUUCCAACAGUCACUGCAAUUUCCUCUACCCCAGAUUUCCAGUGGAUGGUCCAGCCUACGAUUAUUACAUCUGUCUCCCCGUCUCUGGGUAGCAAGCAAGCCAAUGAACCGCAAAGCUCUCACCAGGCAACACCCAAAGCGGGCGGGAAUAAGGGAAAAAAUGCUGUCAGAAAGGGGAAAACGGAGCAGCUGUCUCCAGAGGAGGAAGAGAAAAAGAGGAUAAGGAGGGAGAGGAAUAAAAUGGCUGCAGCAAAGUGUCGCAACAGACGGAGGGAACUCACAGAUACACUGCAAGCUGAGACAGACAAGCUGGAGGAGGAGAAAGCAGCCCUGGAGACGGAAAUAGCCAACCUCCUCAAAGAGAAAGAACGGCUUGAAUUCAUCCUUGCUACACACAAACCAGUUUGCCAAAUGUCCGAAGAGAUGGAGUCUAUUUUCCAGGAGCCUGGAGGGUCCCCAGAGCUACCACCCAGUCCAGAUGAGGACAGGCUUCCAGAGGAUGGCACACAGGAAGCUCCUUCGCUCGUGGACAUGGACAUCCCUAGUGAUCCGUCUACAGCCAUCUCCGGGAACUCCAAUAUCUUGCUGUGUGCAAGUGCUGAAAUCAACAUCUGCGAUCUGGAGCCCUCUCUGGACAUUAAGGAGGGGCUACUGGACAAUAUGUUGCCCAGUUUGGAGGAGAAAACCCCCAUGGAGACAGCCCGAUCCGUACCAGACAUAGAUCUGAGCAGCUCUCUCGGGGUCUCGGACUGGGAGACCUUGUACAAGUCUGUUUCCAGCGACCUGGAGCCUCUCAGCACUCCUGUGGUGACCUCCACCCCAACCUGCAGCAGCUACCUGUCCGUGUUCACAUUCGCCUGUCCCGAGCUGGACUCUUUCUCAGAUGGACUGGACAGCAGUAAAGGUGGAGGGGGCAAAGCCGAAUCUGUUGACAUCCUCAACUCUCCAACUCUCCUCGCCUUAUAA